This is a messenger RNA of Peromyscus maniculatus bairdii (prairie deer mouse), 1309 nucleotides long. It is a transcript of the gene Otud6a, whose product is annotated as OTU deubiquitinase 6A. Gene Ontology annotation, molecular function: cysteine-type deubiquitinase activity. Lineage: Eukaryota; Metazoa; Chordata; Mammalia; Rodentia; Cricetidae. The record is from RefSeq and is a predicted model, not a curated record. Gene Ontology annotation, biological process: protein K27-linked deubiquitination; protein K29-linked deubiquitination; protein K33-linked deubiquitination.
GUAGGGAGGGGGCAACCAGCCUCUGAGGCAAGCAGAGUGCCACAGCGACCUCAGGCAGAGGAUCUGUGAGGCUGUCUGGUGGUUUGAACUGUUCCAGUUUCCUCCAAACUUCAAUUCCCACUUUCCCCUGGGAUGAUGGAUGACACUGAGAAUGAUUUCCAGAGGGUGAUCCGCCGCCACUAUCGCGAAAGAAGCGAGUUGCAAGGUCACAUCCAGGCCUUGAAAAGUUCUGUCCCAAAGAGUGACAAGAACAGAAGAAGGCGGUUGCUUGCCGACGUUGCUCGCCUCGAGGCCGAGAUGGAGCAGAGGCACCAGCAAGAGCUGGAGAAAUUUGAAGAUCUUGAGCCCAGCUUGGAAUCGGUUACAGCCGACCUCACCAAGAUGAAUCUUGAGAAUCUGCCUCCACGCCCAUCGAAGGCCCAGAAAAGGCGCGAGCGAAGAGCUCACAUGGAGAGACAACACCAGGAGAGGAUGCCUGCGGCCCGGGCCCAACAGCUGGCCACCUUCCGCCGUGACGAGGAAGAGAAGGUCACUGCCAUUCUGGGGGCCAAAAACCUGGAGAUGAAGACCAUCCCUGCCGAUGGCCAUUGUAUGUACCGUGCCAUCCAGGACCAGCUGGUGUACUCGGUGACGGUCGAGAGCCUUCGCUAUCGCACGGCCUACUACAUGAGGAAACACGUUGAUGACUUCUUACCUUUCUUCACUGAGCCCGAGGCUGGCAACUUCUACACCCGCGAAGACUUCCUGAGGUACUGCGAUGACAUCGUGCACAGGGCAUCGUGGGGCGGCCAACUGGAACUGAGAGCCAUGUCACACGUCCUGCAGACCCCCAUCGAGGUGGUACAGGCCAACUCACCCAUCAUUGUUAUUGGGGAGGAGUACACCCGGAAGCCACUCACACUGGUCUAUCUGCACUAUGCCUGCGAGUUCGGAGAGCACUACAAUUCAGUGAAGCCCAUUGAGAGCCCUGGCGCCACUGGAGGUAUGGCGCCACGCCUGUUCUAGAAGUUUCCAGCAGUCACCAGCCACAGACCUCUGCCCUAGACGCCAUGUUUCUUCGGCGCUUGACACCACAGAUGCUGGGAGAACUGAAACAGCUAUGGCGUUUCUCCGUUUCUCGAUUUCUUGAUGUCCUGAAUGUGCCAAAAGAAGAGCAAGAAUGGAAUGAUUUGCAGUAAUUUUUAAGGUUAAUGAUCAAGUCCUGUAUUUCAGUGAAGUUACUUAAAUUCAUUUUGAAAAACCUUUGUCCCUUCCAAAUGUUCUCAAAUAAUAUAUGUAAGUUCAAAAAUGUUUUAAAACGAUUGUGCAG